AUGGAAGCUUUCUCAAAACAGGCGCAGGCGCAGGCUGCGGCGCACAUGAAAGAUCGCUCAGAGGUAGAAAGUCUCAAGGCUCGCAUACGCGCUGCACAAGAGGAGGCGCAGGAGUUUCGCUCGGUUGCUGCGAAUGCACGGCAAGUUGCGCAAACGCGUUCGCAGGAACGUGCGAUGCAGGAAGCAGAAGCUGACCAGUCAGAUGAUGAUGAAGAUACCAUGCUCCUGAAGCAGAAGAUCAAGGCACAGCAAGACCAGCUUGAUCGGCUUCUGGAGAUUUUCCGUCGACAGCAGGAGCAGGUUGUGAAGCUUCAGGAUCAGCUGAGUGGUCGGGAGGAGGAAAGGCAAAAAGUUCUGAAGCGCGAAGUGGAGGCAAAGCUCAAGGACAGAGAAAGCCAGGUGGAGGCUUUGCUUCGCCAGCUUCGCUGCGCCGAAGAGGAGUCCCGUGAGUCCAUGGAGCUCAGGAGCCAGCUCCGGGAUUUUGCCGAACAGUCCAUCAACCGAGACCACGUCUUGGCGGAGAUGCGAUCCGUGUUUAAACAACAGGCGGCAGUUGAUGGACUGCAACAAGAGAGGCUCUUCAUGGUACUGGAGGAUCUGAAGAGUUUUUCGUGGAAUCGCCCAUGGCAUCCUGUUAACGAAAUGGAGGCUUCAUCCCUGAGAGGUGAUGAGUCUCCGACCGAUGUUAAUGCAUCAGCCGUCCACGUCUGCGAAGCAGGCUCUGCCGCAAAGCAGGUUCAAGUGGAUCUAGACCCGGCCAACGCUCUGCCGGUGGUGUACAGAAGACGUCUCUUGCAGCAGCUCGAAGAUCUGAACAUCGAGAAGGCGUUGCUGGAAAAGCGCGCGGCUCGAGAAGUGCAGGAUUUAGAAUCGUUGGUGAAACUCCAGCAAGAUGAUUUGCGACGAAGGCGUGAAGCGAAAAGUGACAGUCCAAAACCCUUGCCAAAGAAGCAGGAGAUGACGCAGGACUUCGUCGUUGAAUCUGACUGGCAAGGUGAAGACGAUGUGCUUCCAGUGGUUCCAGUUGAUGUUCAGAGCGCUUGGUUUGCUGCGCAGAAGGUUGAGUUCCACGACAUCAGCUCGGAUGGCGAAGAUGUCCUCGAUGCCGAGCAGAGGCCAGAGGAGGUUCAGGAGUACCCAGCUGGGCUCCAUUACGUUCAGCGUGUGGCGGAACUGGAAGCGCAGAGCGAUGAGCUGAAACAGUGCUUAGAAGCCCUUCAUGCUUCGGAGAGUGCGCUUCGCCGGGAGAGCCAGGAGAAGAAUGAUCUCAUUGCUGUGCUCCUGCGGAAGGCAAAGCUGCCCGACUCCGAGACUGGGGGCUUCAAUGCUGCUUCCCUGUGGCUGGUCAUUGCUGAGGGGUGUGGCGAAAUCGCAAAACUGCUUCCGAAGAGGUGCUUUGACCUGCUGCCUGCUGCUUCCAAGAAGACUUUUGGCCCUUUGCAUUUUUUGGCAAAGAAUGGCAAGUUGAAAACCCGAAGGAGGUCAGAGAGCUUGAGCGGAUUGUGGAAGAGACCACAGAAGACAACAUCCGGCUGA
Molecule: messenger RNA, 1536 nt
Organism: Cladocopium goreaui
Lineage: Eukaryota; Dinophyceae; Suessiales; Symbiodiniaceae
Source: the annotation of a GenBank genome assembly